AUGCAAGACACGGAGCAAAACACACCGGAGGCAACAGGCUCUGCGCCCGCCGGACCUAUUGCGAUAGAGCCUGCGACAGGAAACUCGCCUGAUGUCGGUACUGAACCCGUGAGCAGCCCUGAAACGCAUUUUUGGAGAACGAACCUGAACGACGAUGAGCUCGAUUCCCUGGCUGGCACAGAGAGCGACGGCACAAACUCGACCGCUUCAUUGGCAGAGAGCAUCUCCGAGUACCGCAGAAUCCAUGGGCGUACUUAUACGCAGAAGACCGACUACUGGGGUCCGAAUGACGAGCAACAAAACGAAGGGCUUGAGCUCGAGCACUAUUGGGAGACUCUGCUGCUCGGCGAUAAACUCUUUCUCGCCCCUCUUCGCGAAAACCCCGGGAAGGUUCUCGACGUUGGCACUGGAACUGGCAUUUGGGCUAUAGACUUUGCAGACGAAUUUCCAGCUUCUGAUGUGAUAGGUGUCGAUAUUUCACCAAUUCAGCCCAGCUGGGUGCCACCCAAUUGCAGAUUCCAAUUCGACGAUGUUGAGAAGCCGUGGACGUGGUCCCCUGACUUCGACUUCAUUCACCUUCGCCACAUGGAGGCCUGUAUCUCAGACUGGCCGGCCUUCUACGACCAGAUUUACGCACAUCUGAAGCCAGGUGGCUAUUUCGAAAUGAAGGAUUUCGAUAUUGAGUUCCGCUCCCAGGCAUACGGGGAUGACCUUCCGGAAGACCAUAUUUACCGCAGAUGGGGCAAGGUUUUCUUUGAGGCCGCCAACCGGCUCGGCAAGUCGAUGGAUCAGUCACGAGGCAACCACAAGAUUGCAGACUCUUUGAGAGCAGCAGGAUUUGUAGAUGUUGUCGAGAAAACAUGGUCUGUUCCCAUUGGAGGCUGGGCGAAAGACCCCGUUCUCAAAGAGAUUGGUCAGUGUAAUUUGGAGUUCCAUGACGAAUCUCUUGAGGGAUUCUCCAUGUUUCUGUUGACUCAGGUGAUGGGAUGGGAGAGGAUACCAGCCGCAGUCUUCGUCGCCGAGUGUCGCAAGGCUCUCAAAGACCCUGAACUUCGAACGGUCAUAUUAUUGCAAGAUGUCUACGGACGCAAGCCGGGGAACUCAGAGUAG
Colletotrichum karsti is the source of this 1110-nucleotide messenger RNA. RefSeq names its product UMTA protein. The transcript has 7 exons. Gene Ontology annotation, molecular function: methyltransferase activity. The coding region runs from base 1 to 1110 and encodes 369 amino acids. The record is from RefSeq and is a predicted model, not a curated record. NCBI's taxonomy places the organism in Eukaryota, Fungi, Ascomycota, Sordariomycetes, Glomerellales, Glomerellaceae.